UGCCGGUCGGAGACACGGGGGUCUGUUUUUGGUUCGUGGGGCUACACAGACCGUAGACCGUCCCGUAAACCUAUAAUCCGGUCCGGUCUCCAGACCCUGGUGAAGGCGAUUCCAAGCAUCUGCCACAACCAGCCAGAGACCUUACUAACGAGCCUGCCGGCACCUUCUCGGGGUCUACACACUACACCUAUCUCCAAAGCGUGGAAGUGAAGCUAAGAACUCCUGAUUGGCUUGCAUCUCUCCACCGGUAAAGCCGGGUGUUCUUGUUUAUUUGGCCCGUCAGCAAGAACAGCAGGGGUUGCGAUGGCCGACCCUGUGUCGCAAGCGAGCAGCAGAUGGAGGGACCUUGACAAACUCCUCUUGAGGCCCGGCAACCUUGUCGGUCCGAACUUCGACCCAGGCACCGAGUUAAGAGACGAUCUUCAAGAAUAUGCGAAGGUCUUAGUUGUUGGCGCAGGCGGGCUGGGCUGCGAACUGCUUAAAGACUUGGCUUUGAUGGGUUUUCGAAACCUUGAAGUCAUAGACAUGGACCGAAUUGAGGUUUCCAACCUAAAUCGUCAAUUCCUAUUCAGGCUUCAAGAUGUUGGAAAGCCAAAGGCUGAAGUGGCAGCUCAUCGUGUCAUGGAAAGAGUUAGUGGAGUCGACAUUGUGCCUCAUUUUUGCCGCAUCCAAGAUAAAGAUCUUGAGUUUUAUAAUAAAUUUAAUAUUAUUGCCCUUGGUCUUGAUUCAAUCGAGGCUCGUAGCUACAUCAAUGAUGUGGCUUGUAGUUUUCUAGAAUAUGAUGCUGAAGACAACCCGUGUGAAGAAACUAUCAAACCCAUGGUAGAUGGUGGGACCGAGGGUUUUAAGGGCCAUGCUAGGGUUAUAAUGCCGGGUGUCACACCAUGCUUUGAGUGUACCAUCUGGCUUUUCCCCCCUCAAGUAAAGUUUCCUCUAUGCACGCUGGCAGAAACACCUAGAACAGCUGCUCAUUGUAUUGAAUAUGCCCACUUAAUUAAAUGGGAUGAGGUGCAUGGCGGAAAACCUUUUGAUGCAGAUGACCCAGAACAUAUGCAGUGGGUUUACUCAGAGGCUGUCAAAAGAGCUGAGCUUUUUGGAAUUCCAGGUGUCACCUAUUCUCUAACUCAGGGUGUUGUCAAGAAUAUUAUUCCUGCUAUUGCUUCUACAAAUGCAAUUAUAUCAGCUGCAUGUGCACUGGAAACCUUGAAGAUUGCAACAUCAUGUAGCAAAACACUAUCCAAUUAUCUAUCGUAUAAUGGUCUUGAGGGCCUCCAUACCAAGGUGACUGAGUUUGUCAGGGACAAAGAUUGCCCUGUCUGUGGUCCAGGUGUUCUUCUUGAGCUUGACACUACAACUACCCUUCAGAAGUUCAUUGAACUCCUUGAAGAAUACCCUAAGCUGCAUAUGUCCAAAGCAAGUGUUACAUACCGUGGAGAGAAUCUAUACAUGCAAGCACCUCCAGUUUUGGAAGAGAUGACUCGAUCAAACUUAACUGUACCUCUUUUUGACCUCAUGGGUAAAAUCCCGAAAGGCAUUGUCCAUAUCAGUGGUACAGCCACCAAAAACGACAAGAAGACAUCAUGCACUAGGAAAUUACGUGUUUUGUUCAAGGUAAUUGAUGGGGAUACAGAUAUGGAUACAGCCACUGGUUCUUGAUUUUUCAUCCAGAAGGCACUGUGCCUGAUUUUACUUGAAAUUGAGGCAUCCUAAGUUUCCACCCAGCAAGGAACUAGAAGAUGUGCUUUUCAAGGAAGUCAUCUUAGUUAAUACAGCAAGUGGGAGGUGAGUUUGGAUUUCUCUUUUCUUUCUUAUAACGGUUUUAAAAUCUGCUUGUUGUCAAAAAGUCUUGCUUAAAAGUGAGUGCAAGAUGUUAGAAGGACCACAUUUUUAUUGUCUGGGAAUUGGGAGAGAAAUUUUAGCAUAAACUGCUUAAAAGCAACUUUUUUUGCUUACUGAAGGAUUAUUUUGCAUAGAACUGCUUGAAGAUAAACCUUUUUUGCUUAAUAAAGGAUAUAUUUAGUCAA
Molecule: messenger RNA, 2024 nt
Organism: Nelumbo nucifera (sacred lotus)
Lineage: Eukaryota; Viridiplantae; Streptophyta; Magnoliopsida; Proteales; Nelumbonaceae
Gene: ECR1
Product: E1 C-terminal related 1
Biological process (GO): protein neddylation
Cellular component (GO): cytoplasm; nucleus
Molecular function (GO): NEDD8 activating enzyme activity
Source: RefSeq, a predicted model, not a curated record